AUGACGUUGACCAAGAAAUCGUGUAACAAAGUGUUCAACGGUACGCUGACCAAGUAUGCGUUGACGUCGACGUCUCUGGGGUCGUUGGAAACGGCGAUCAACGUGUUCCUGCCGUCGUGCGCUUCGGAAUCGACUCGCGUGCCUGUGCUGUACUACCUAUCUGGUCUGACGUGUACCGAAGACAAUGCGGCGCAGAAGGGAGGGUUUUUCGGUGCAGCCGAGGAGGAAGGCAUUGCGAUUGUGUUUCCAGACACCUCGCCGCGCGGCGCUGGCGUGCAAGGCGAAGACGAUUCGUACGACUUUGGUACUGGAGCGGGAUUCUACCUCAACGCUACCAAACAACCGUGGUCAAAGCACUACAACAUGUAUGACUAUAUUGUCAAGGAACUGCCUGCCAUACUCUCCCACCACCUACCCAUCGACACCAGUAGAUCGUCCAUCUUCGGCCACUCAAUGGGCGGUCACGGUGCGCUCACCUUGUACCUCAAAAACCGUUCGCAGUACCGUUCCGCUUCAGCCUUCUCGCCCAUCUGCAACCCCACCCAAUGUGCCUGGGGCGAAAAGGCUUUCAACGGCUACCUCGAAAACGGCCUUCACGAUGGCGCCCAGUACGAUGCAACUCUCCUUCUGAAAUCUACCGACAUCCAGCCUGACAUCCUCAUCGAUUCCGGAACCGCAGAUGACUUUUACAAGCAACGCCAACUUCUCCCUGAAAACUUUGAAACCGUUGCCAACGAAAAACGCUUUCACAACGUCACCGUCAGGCUGCACGACGGCUAUGAUCAUAGCUACUACUUUAUCUCCACGUUUGCCAGCGAACACGUCAGGUACCACGCCAAGUUUUUGAAGCAGUGA
Mycosarcoma maydis (corn smut) is the source of this 855-nucleotide messenger RNA. Its product is annotated as putative esterase D. The transcript has a single exon. Lineage: Eukaryota; Fungi; Basidiomycota; Ustilaginomycetes; Ustilaginales. Gene Ontology annotation, biological process: formaldehyde catabolic process. The record is from RefSeq and is a predicted model, not a curated record. Gene Ontology annotation, cellular component: cytosol. Gene Ontology annotation, molecular function: S-formylglutathione hydrolase activity. The coding region runs from base 1 to 855 and encodes 284 amino acids.